UCUAACUUUACCAACAGACCAAAGAGACGUGGAUGCCAUCUGGGACAUCAAAAUCGCAUACAAAAUCUCUAAAUUGGAUUGGCAAGCUGACCCAUGUAUUCCCAAUUACGCAUGGGAGGGACUUAUGUGCAGUUCUGGCACCAGCCACUCUUACGCAAGGAUCACCUCAUUAAACUUGAGCACGAGCAAGUUAACAGGACACAUAAGUAUUUCAUUCUCAGAACUUACGGAGUUAGAGUCCCUGGAUUUGUCAGAUAAUAACUUAUCAGGAACAAUACCAGAAUUUCUAGCUAAAUUGCCGAAGUUGAAAGUCCUUAAUUUGAGAGGCAACGAGCUUACUGGUUCAAUUCCGAAUAUUCUGAAGGAGAAGUCAGAUUUGGAAAUGAGUUUGGAUGGUAACCCUGAUCUUUGCUUGACGGCUCGAUGCAAAAAACAUAAGUUCGCUAUUCCCCUGAUACCCUCUGUCUCUGCUUUGAUCGUUGUAAUCUUGGUUUUGCUUGGAAUAUGGAUCUUUAGGAUAAGAAGACUGAAAGGGAAUUUUACUAGGCAUGAAUCAUCAAAAUUAAGAAGUAAAGCAUUUUCUUACUCUAACGUUCUUGAGAUCACUAAUAACUCACAGAACUUAAUUGGAGAAGGAGGAUUUGGAAAGGUUUAUUUAGGCACUCUUAAGAAUGAUACUCAAGUUGCAGUAAAAUUACUUUCUCAAUCAUCAGUGCAAGGUCAUAGAGAAUUUCGAUCAGAGGUAGAACUCUUGAUGGUUGUUCAUCAUAGACACUUGGUCUCUCUGAUUGGGUAUUGCAAAGAAACUGGUGCAAGGGCAUUAAUUUAUGAGUAUAUGGCUAAUGGUGACCUCCGUCAACACUUGUCGGGUAACAACAGGCAUGCUUUGAAAUGGAAGAACAGGCUUCAAAUUGCACUAGAUGCAGCACGUGGAUUAGAAUAUUUGCAUGAUGGUUGUAAGCCAGCAAUAGUACAUAGAGACUUGAAGACUACUAACAUUUUGUUAGAUGAAAAUAUGGAAGCUAAGAUUGCUGAUUUUGGAUUGUCUAGAGCAUUUGCAAAUGAUAUCGAUAGCCAUGUCUCAACUCGUCCAGCUGGGACAAUUGGUUAUCUUGAUCCCGAGUUUCAAAGUUCUGGCAACCUUACAAAAGGAAGUGAUAUUUAUAGUUUUGGAAUAAUUCUGCUAGAGCUAAUCACUGGACAACCAGCAGCGAAAAGGCAACCAAACAAUACCUUCACUUUCCUGCUUCAAUGGGUUACCCCUAAAGUUAAAAACGAGAAUAUCAAGUCCAUUAUUGACUCAAGGGUCCAAGGAAAAUAUAGUGUUGAUUCGGCUGGGAAAUUCCUACAGGUAGCCAUGUCAUGCACUGCACCAACUGCAAGUCAAAGGCCUGAUAUAAGUCAAGUAGUUUAUGAACUAAGGGGAUGUUUGGAAUUGGAGAUGAGCAAGGAAGUGACCAGCGACCAACCCACCAAUUCAAGCAGUUCCAUGAGUACGAGUGCUUUGCAAUUUGAUUCAGACUUCAGUAUAUUGUCUGGAAGAUAGAUACUUGUUUACCUUUUAAAUUUUAUCUUCCCAAUGUGAUGGAAUAUGCCAAACACUACCGCGAAAAGGAUUGAAUAAAUUGUUUUCUGCAUUUAGGCGUCUUAUGUGUUGAAAAAUAUAGGUCUUAAUUGGUUGCAUGGAUAUGCACGUAGAUGGAAUGUAUAUAAAUGUAUUUGGUGAGAAUGGUGGGAGUCUAUACGAAAACUUGUGCCAUUAAUUCGAGUACCCAAUAAA
Molecule: messenger RNA, 1780 nt
Organism: Neltuma alba
Lineage: Eukaryota; Viridiplantae; Streptophyta; Magnoliopsida; Fabales; Fabaceae
Product: probable LRR receptor-like serine/threonine-protein kinase At2g28960
Exons: 11
Coding region: 125-1546 (473 amino acids)
Biological process (GO): protein phosphorylation
Molecular function (GO): protein binding; protein kinase activity; ATP binding
Source: RefSeq, a predicted model, not a curated record